GCUUCUUUCAUUUUUUUGCAGGGACAAAAAAAAAGAGAGAGAGGAGACGAUGAAGGUUAUUGCGGCGUACCUCCUUGCCAAACUCGGCCGAAAUGAGAAUCCAUCCGUCGCUGAUCUGAAGAAGAUCUUUGAAUCCGUUGGUGCAGAGAUCGACCAAGAGAAGACAGAUCUGUUCUUCUCUCUUAUCAAAGAUCGCGAUGUCACUGAGCUUAUCGCUGCUGGACGAGAGAAGAUGGCGGCUCUAUCUUCCGGUGGUCCUGCGGUUGCGGCUCCUUCUGGAGGAGGCGGUGGUGCUGCUCCAGCCUCUGAGCCUGCGGCUGAGAGUAAGAAGAAGGAAGAGGAGAAAGAGGAAUCAGAAGACGACGGUGGAAUGAUGAGUCUCUUCGAUUGAUCGUAGCUUGUGAUGAUGGUAGAAUGUUUCGAUCUGCCGUAUUAUCUUAUCGUGGUUUAUGUCUUUUUUUCUUAAUUAGGGUUUCUGGAUUUUUGUGGUUUCCUUUGAUUAUUAUCGUCUUUGGUUACUUGAGUUUGGUGCGAAUAAACUAUUUUGUUUCUGAUUAGAUUGUUUUGCUCUUUUGAACGUUUAUGCAUUUUACAGUGGAUGAUCAAAAAGACAUUUUCCAUUGAGUUCAUA
Messenger RNA from Camelina sativa (false flax), 631 nucleotides. The record is from RefSeq and is a predicted model, not a curated record. NCBI's taxonomy places the organism in Eukaryota, Viridiplantae, Streptophyta, Magnoliopsida, Brassicales, Brassicaceae.